Molecule: messenger RNA, 1338 nt
Organism: Lathyrus sativus (Indian pea)
Lineage: Eukaryota; Viridiplantae; Streptophyta; Magnoliopsida; Fabales; Fabaceae
Source: the annotation of a GenBank genome assembly
AUGGCCAAAAUUCCCAGCACAACAGUAUUCUCUACGAAACACUUGUUAGCAUUAUCACUCGCUUUGAAUGUGAGCUUCAUACUGCGAAUGCUCUAUGAAGGUGAACAAGUACGCAACGUCUCUUGUUUCAAAAAUGGAACAGAUUUUGACUCAAAAACACAUACUAAUAUCAUCAAAUCACGUGUUGUUAUGUCAUCAUCUACUUCAUCUUUGGCAAAUUCUACAUGCACUGACGUUAAAGCACGCAGCAACAAAAUAAUCAACCUCGAUCAUGGCAAUCCGACAAUGUAUGAGAAAUUUUGGAGACAAAGCGGUGACAAGACAAAUAUAAUAAUAAGAGGAUGGCAAUCCAUGAGCUAUUUUACGGAUGUGUCCAACAUAUGCUGGUUUCUUGAACCUGAGUUUGCAAACGAGGUAAUGAGGUUGCACAGAGUGGUCGGGAAUGCAGUAACUGAAGGACGUUACGUUGUUGUAGGGACAGGUUCCUCUCAACUGUUUCUUGCUGCUCUAUAUGCCCUCUCAUCUUCUCAUGCAACUCAACCAAUCAACGUUGUCUGUGCCGCACCCUACUACUCUUCGUACCAAACAAUGACUGAAUAUCUGAAAUCCGGGCUAUACAAAUGGGGAGGCGAUGCAGAAACUUAUGAGAAAGAUGGUCCCUACAUUGAACUGGUAACUUCUCCGAAUAAUCCUGAUGGACAUGUGAGGACCUCUAAGGUUAACCGUAGUGAGGGACUUCUGGUUCACGACCUUGCAUAUUACUGGCCGCAAUACACUCCUAUAACAUCUCCUGCAGAUAAUGAUCUAACCCUUUUUACUCUCUCAAAAAUCACUGGUCAUGCAGGAACGCGCAUAGGGUGGGCUCUUGUGAAAGACAAAGAGGUAGCAAAGAAAAUGACCAAGUUCAUAGAGUUGAACUCAAUCGGAGUCUCAAAAGAUUCACAGCUCAGGGCUGCUAAGAUUUUAAGCACGGUUUCUGAUAGCUGCGAACAAGAAAACUCUAAAGAGGGUGAUUCAUUCUUCGAGUUCAGCCAGAAGCUCAUGACAAACAGGUGGAAGCAGCUAAGAGAAGUAGUGAACCGUGGUGAAUUGUUCAGUUUGCCUCAGUUUUCUCCUUCUUUCUGUAACUUUUUCAAUCAGGUGUCGGAACCUCAACCAGCUUUUGCGUGGUUGAAGUGUGAGGGAAAUGUGGAAGACUGUGAAAGCUUUCUUAGAGAACACAAGAUCUUAACCAGAAGUGGAAGACACUUUGGAGUUAGUCCAAAAUAUGUAAGAAUUAGCAUGUUGGAUACUGAUGAAAAUUUUAGCCAGUUUCUAGAAAGACUAUCUAGCAUAUAG